AUGUUUGGGUAUCAGUUUUAUUCAAAGGGCAGGUCAGAAGGUCCUAGGUUAUUGCAGUUUGCAGUUGUCAAGUUUGGUGUUAUGAAGUCUUUUUUUAAGGGCUUGGCUGUGGCGGCAAGUUAUACAGCUACUAUAUUGGCUAAUGGUGUUCAUGUCUGCCCUUUGUGCUUUAUAGUUGAAAAUGGCACAUGCACCUUCACAUGCAUUGCUUGUGCAAAGCAAGCAAUCAUUCAUGCACCUCAAAAUCCGAAGCUUCCCUCUGCAAAAGACAGGAACAGCAAAUUAGAGCCUGGAAAACACACACCAAAACCCCACUUUGGGGCCACUUCUCUCAUUUCAAAGGAUCCUAUCUAA
Messenger RNA from Sphenostylis stenocarpa, 354 nucleotides. The record is from the annotation of a GenBank genome assembly. Lineage: Eukaryota; Viridiplantae; Streptophyta; Magnoliopsida; Fabales; Fabaceae.